Pocillopora verrucosa is the source of this 633-nucleotide messenger RNA. Lineage: Eukaryota; Metazoa; Cnidaria; Anthozoa; Scleractinia; Pocilloporidae. The record is from RefSeq and is a predicted model, not a curated record.
GUUUAUCAUCAGACCAUGACUCCAUCCUGGCUGGUGAUGUAUGCGUCCUACAUUGACAGCUCACGUUCGCAAACCGCUUCACAGCUCACAUUCAACGCAGGCUCGAUUCAAGACGCUGCUCUUUUGAAGGUUCCCCUUGUACAUGCUGGUUGCCUGCGAGAUUUCACGCCGCUGACCGUUGAAAUCACAGUCGUCCAUGACGUCAGCAUAGGCCAAGGAUCGGACAGCGAUAUCAAAUAUGGCAUAUCAGACGGUACCAGAUUCGUUGGAUUUUUUACUGUGGACAAGUUAAAUUUUAACGAUCCGAGGGCUCCGUGCUACGGAGUAGAAGGUGUUUCGGGUGCAACUUUCACUGCUCCGAGCUAUGAGCCACUCUUACCAAAACCCAGCGAUUCUUUCUACCCCGGUCAGUACGUCAUCACUCUCAAGUUGGAUCAACGCUGGGGGUCGUGCUACACAGCGCAUGACGCAGGCUUCGUGAGAACCGCUGGCUAUAACAACCGACUGUUGUUCAGCAACGGACUCACACUCGAGGUGUACAAAGCUGACAAAGCCGAACGAGUUGGUAUCAAGUACAUAAAAGUCACCAUCGUGGAAGAUGCUUAUUAGAGCAGAAAAAAUCAAAUCUGUACA